AUGUGGUCUGUGGACGUCAUCAUCCUCCUGCUGUUCUGCUACGCUUGUCUUUCAACUGGAAAUGGAGAAGUGCGUUUUGUCUCGAAGAACUUUCACAAUGUUCUCCACUGGGACCCUGUGGCACCGACCUCCUCAGGGGAACAGGUGCUCUACAGUGUCCAGUAUGAUGGAGAGCAGUUCCAGAUGAAACAAGAGUGUCAGAACAUCAGCGCUCUGACCUGUGACCUGACUGCGGAAACGCCAUCGGUUCCCAACGUUGAUUACAUCGCCAAGGUGCUCGUUAACGGCAGCAUGAUUGGCCGCACCAACCCCAGGUUCAAACCUAUAGCAGAAACCACGCUGGGUGCCCCCAACUUGUCCACACACGCAAACGUGUCCUCCCUGUUUGUUAAUGUCACUCUGCCCUUGGGGCCGAAUGGAGUCUCCGUGGCGGACAUCAUCAGCAACAGCAAAAGUGGGCCGUCCCAAACUGUGAUCGAAUAUACCUUACAGAUCACAGAGCCAAAGUGGGCUGCGUUGGUCAGUGAAGGCACCACCGGCCACUUUGUCAUCAACCUGAAGAACAACGGAACAAAAUACUGCGGCCAUGUGGUCUACAAGCCUUUUGCUGAAUAUGGCCGCAACUUGAGUGAGGAGGCCUCGUUCUGCGUCACAUUAGCAGAUAUCCCAGGGAUGCUCACACCGUGGCUGAUCGCCAUGGCUGCUCUUCUGGUGGCCAUCAUCACGACGUCAGUCGCGUGGACGUGCAAUUAUGUGAAGGGUGGAAAGAAAACCGACUUGCCAGGCUCACUGGGAACCACAUCCGGCACCUCCAAGCAUCAAGUACUGCAAUCUCCAGACGUCCGUAUCAUCUCUACACCGGUGGUCUGCAGUCCAAGUUACAAAGCACCUUUCACCUCCAUCCAGUUGAAGACACAUGCGUCUUCAGAUAGGGUUGGGGGUUACUCACCCCAGGACAUGCCCUUCCAGGCCUGGAAAGACAGCACCGGGACGUCUGAGGACACUGGUGAACACAGUCCAACCUCAAGUCACCCGGGAACGAGCGGCCAGUCCUCAGAAAUCUACAGUUCAGUGGCUGUUCACCCUGAUCCGAAUGCUUGUGAGAGCAAUGCCGCCAUUUGUCUGGACACGUUGCGGGACACCAACGGACAACUGGUGCUGUCUUCGCUCGCUCCUCUGUUACAGAGCUGCCCAGGUGACACAGGGAGAACCCCUCUAUUAUCGUCCCUCAUAGACUCUACGGAGGAACGACCAUUGUUAGCAUCGCUGAACAGCUUCGACAGCUCGGACUCCGGCUGCGAUGACGGCACCGUAAACUCACCAGCCCAGCCGUACGCCAACAGCCAUUAUAUCGCAUCUCAUGUAUCUGUUCCACAUUUGAACCUUCAGGGUCAGGAGGCGCCAUCUUGUGACGCUGUAUUCGGAACAGGUUACAAACAAAACUGGCUCCCUGCAAUCCUUCAUAAAGCGGCGUCCAAAGACAUUUGUGGAUACACUCGGACAAACUAUCGAAGGAACUGGACUCCUCCCAAAGAGGAGGAGGAAGGUGAAGAAGAUGACGACAGGGGAGAGGAGAGAUCGAGGCAAAUUCUGGGGGAGUGGUUGGUACAACUUCAAGAAUAG
Molecule: messenger RNA, 1623 nt
Organism: Limanda limanda (common dab)
Lineage: Eukaryota; Metazoa; Chordata; Actinopteri; Pleuronectiformes; Pleuronectidae
Gene: ifnlr1
Product: interferon lambda receptor 1
Exons: 8
Coding region: 1-1623 (540 amino acids)
Molecular function (GO): protein binding
Source: RefSeq, a predicted model, not a curated record